AUGUUUGAUUACUACAGAAAAAACAGAACAAACAAAAUUCAUCUUUUUUCUGUUCUUUCUUUUGCUUUGAUUAUUUUUAUUGUCACUUUCUCUGAUAGUCUCAUAUCUAAUUUUUCUUCAUCUCAUUCAAUUGCUUUUGUAUCAAAACCAAGUUCACAACAGCCAUUGAAAUCAACUUUUGUACAAAAAUCAUUUAUUUCAAAGAAGCAAAAAGUAAUCAAAGAAGAAGAAGUUGAAGAUCAUGUGAAUUUAGUGACUCCUUUUAAUCUCACAGUGGAACAGAGAAUUUCUUGGUUCAAGAAAAAAUUGCCUGAAUUUAGUAUAUUGAAGUCAUCAAGAUUGUCAAGACAGUUCAACAGUAGAGUAAAUAAGUUUCUAAUUUCAAGAAAUUGCAGAGUUCAGUUCUUCAUGACAUGGAUUUCCCCUGCAAAUUCUUUUGGAAGGAGGGAAUUUUUCGCAUUGGAGACUCUAUUUAAAUCUCAUCCAAAAGGGUGUUUGAUAAUUCUAUCUCGAACUCUGGAUACGCCUCGUGGGGUUAGAAUCUUGAGUCCUUUUACUCAAUUGGGAUAUAACGUUGUUGCCAUUACUCCAGAAUUAUCUUUUUUGUUCAACAGGACGCCAGUUGAGUCUUGGUUUGAUGACCUCAAGAAAGGUAAUAAAGACCCUGGUGAAAUUCCAUUGGCUCAGAAUUUAUCCAAUUUGAUAAGACUAGCUGUACUGUACAAGUACGGCGGUGUUUAUCUAGACACGGAUUUUAUCAUCCUACGAGAUAUUUCGAGAUUGAGAAACUCUAUUGGUGCGCAGAGCGUAUCAACAAAUGGGAAUUGGACUAGAUUGAAUAAUGCAGUAUUGAUCUUUGAUAAGAAGCAUCCACUUCUUUACAAGUUUAUGGAGGAAUUUGCUUUAUCUUUUGAUGGAAAUAAAUGGGGACAAAAUGGACCCUAUUUGGUUUCAAGAGUAGUAGAGAGAUUGACGAUGACCUCUGUAGGGAAAAAUCAACUCAAUUUCACUAUAUUGCCACCAAUAUCAUUUUAUCCAGUUGAUUGGAUUCGAAUUCCCGGAUUCUUCAUGAAAUUAAAUACAAGAACUCAUUCAAGAUGGAUAGAUGCAAAAUUGUUACAACUUAGUGGGAAAACUUAUGGAGUUCAUCUUUGGAACAAGCAGAGUAGUAGAAUGAAAAUUGAACAAGGAAGUAUUAUAGGGAGAUUAAUUUCUGAUCAUUGUUUGUUUUGUAAAGAUAUUUACACUUGUUAACUUGUGAAUUCUUUAAUUUCAGAUUUGUAAAAAGUCAGGACACUUUAUUUA
Messenger RNA from Solanum dulcamara, 1305 nucleotides. RefSeq lists its product as uncharacterized. The transcript has a single exon. NCBI's taxonomy places the organism in Eukaryota, Viridiplantae, Streptophyta, Magnoliopsida, Solanales, Solanaceae. The coding region runs from base 1 to 1254 and encodes 417 amino acids. The record is from RefSeq and is a predicted model, not a curated record.